AAUUCCCAAGUGCUGAGUCCGGCUCACCGCCUCCUCCUUCUUUUCGUUGGCGCUGUCGGUGACGUACUGAAACAAAUGCCUCACGAAACUUUAGUUUGCGGCGGAAUCAACGACACACCAACACCAGUGGGCAGUUCACACGGACGCGGGUACUCAGCUACGAGGCACACAGAUACUGGGACACAGCAACAAGUAUGAAUGAACGAGCGGUCGCCGCCGCCUCUGCCGACGCCUCAGCCGGCGUCGCCUGUAAGUAUCUGCUGGUUACCCUGGGUUUCUUAAGGCCUAAACUAUGAUUGUCCACGAAAUUGGCAAGGCGAAAAGGUGCUCCAACAUCAUAAUCCUGGGGAUCCGGAGAUGGCAGGCCAGUUCGAGGCUCUGGGAGACUUGGUUCGAUGAACCAAUUAGAUCAAACAACUUACACCACCCACGUACACACACACACACCUUUACUGGGUGCAACAAUACAACAACAGAGGAGAAGACUGCGAGAACAACAAAAAAGAAUUCUUUACGAGCCUCGCUCCGGUGCACGGUCAUCAAGUCAGCUCGUUCAACAUUCAAGAGGCAUCGAUGAUAAUAUUCAUUCAUUUGAUCAAACCGCCGACGAUGUCGAGGACGGAGAUGCAGACGACGAUGGAGACGACUUUCAUUAUGGGCCUGGGUCUAAGCCUCAACGUGCCCCUGCAGUUCCCCCAUCUGAACUCCCUGCCCAUCAUCAUCAACCUCCUUCUACUGGGAGGCCGCCCAAAACCAAAACCAGGCAGUCCAAAACCAAAGUCAAGAACGGCGGGGGAAGUACAAAAACAUAUUGCCAAAGUAGCAGCAACAGCAAAAGCAACUACGGCAACAUCAUCGGCCAACAACAGCAACACGAAGAAUCUCAACAGCAGCAUUAUGCAUCAUUACACUGACAGAAAAAUAGGGAAAGCGAGUGCCACAAGAGGAUUUCGAAAAAAUAUAAAGGACACUAAAGAUCAGUAAUUGAAACAAAUGGGUAUAACAUGAAUACUGAUGUGUAGAUUAUAGAGCUUAUGAAAGAUUUUACCUACAUAAUUCUGUUAGUAAACAUAUUCCCUAGAAAUAUUUUUGUGAUACACAUUAUCCUAUGUUUUAAGAUCGUUUUACUUGUGGUAACAACCCUAUAUCCAUAUAACCCUAUAACCUAUCAAUUACCUUCAUUGUACUUAAUUGAUACUUGUACUUAUUUGUAGGCAUUAAAAUUGAUGAGGAAAGGAAA
This is a messenger RNA of Drosophila suzukii, 1240 nucleotides long. NCBI's taxonomy places the organism in Eukaryota, Metazoa, Arthropoda, Insecta, Diptera, Drosophilidae. The record is from RefSeq and is a predicted model, not a curated record.